CAUACGCACACAAACGCAAGUAACCGUCACCAAUAAGUAAACAAACAAAUCGUUGUCACUGCAGCAGAAAGGAAACGUUUCAUCUAUCCUGUUCGUUUUGCAAUGAAACUAGCCCAUCAUGGACAAUCUGAAUCAGCCCAUGAACAUCGCAGAGUACAACAGCCUCAUCACCAACAUAAUCGAAUCGGCAGUGGAUGAGCUGAUCCUGAAACGCGGAACCUCCGGUGUGACUGUUGGAUACGAUGUCACAGGUCAGGCAUCGCUACUGUUUAACAUCUGCCGACUGUGUGCCAAAGAGGAACCUUCACUGUUGGACCUCUCCGAGCUGCAUCUGGUGCUGAUCAAUGAGUUGACCAUCGCUGGAAUAGAGGCAAGCACCUGCUGCACCAAGAUUUGCGCUAGCUGUGUCGAGUUCUUGGGCCGCAUCCGCGAGUUUCGCUGCCGCUGUGAGGAAGCUCAGAAGCGCAUUAGUUCGUUACAGGCCGAGAGAAAAGUUAUUUCCGAGUUUCUCAAUUUAGAUUUUAGCAAGCCUGAUGAAAACUAUGGAGGGUUUAGUCCACCAACAGAUUCUGGCGAAAGGGAUGAAUCAGUUGCACCGGAAUUGGAUAAUUUCCAGGAACAUUCUUCCUCGGGGACGGAAGAAUCGAAGCAUGAGAGUAAACCGGUUCAGAAAAAUGUUGAAACGAGGAAAUCGAAAAUAGUUCCGAGUACUAAGGAAAAGGCAACACCUAAAAAGUCUAAAAAACGUGCCGACUCGCGACGACGAGUUGUCGAUGGUAAGCUGCAGUGGAUUUGUUUGGACUGCGAGCAGAUCUUUGGAAGUUGCACUAAGCUGAAGAAACAUCGGCAGACUUGUGAUCUAGUGGGAACCAUUAACUCAAAACGAUUGGGAUCGUUUCCGUGCGAGAUUUGCGGUCAAUCACUGCCAAGUUUGAUGGGUCUGCGAGUACACAGACACAAACAUAGCAAGGUGCAGAUGGAUUUCAUGCCGAAGAGUAGGGAACGCGCGAAACCUAAGACCGUGAAUACUAAGCCAGCUGUGCCGAAAAGGGCGGUUUGUCACGUCUGUGGAAAAGCCUUCAAUGGGCGAAGCUCGCUGAGGUCCCACAUGAUAUUCCAUGAGCAGGACAAACGAGUGGAGUGUCAUAUUUGCAAGAAGAAAUUCUUCAAAAUGUACCGAUUGAAAGACCACAUGAACUGCCAUUCGAAUGUUCGCGGGUACAGCUGCCAAAUAUGUGGAAAAGCGUUUUUCACCAAGGAAAUCCUGUACAAACACACUCGCUCACACGACGCAAAUUUUCGGAAGCACCCGUGUACAAUGUGUCCAAUGCGAUUCCCUCAUCCGUUUCAGCUUCGAUCGCACAUGAUGAUACACACCGCUGAACUUCCGCACGGUUGCAAAAUCUGCUCGAGUAAGUUUCGCUUUUCUUGGGAUCUUAAAAAGCACUACGCCAAUGCACAUCCACCAUCAGCGGAAGAUGAACCAAAUGAGCUCGUUUCCGAGUUACAUCCACCACUAGAGGAAAUGAUUCCCCAAUCUCUGCUGCACUCGCCACCGUUGCCACUGGUGCCUCUUUCGCCGCCCCCGCCACCUUCACCGCUCUGUCUCCCGGAACCAUCGCGGGUAGUAGACAUGAUUGAGGAAGAACCACACGACGACCUGUCGGUGAUGCUGGCAGAUAUUCCACCCCAGCAGCAGCCCGAGCUAACUCCAUCGAUAGCGGCCGUACAGCCAGUCCUGGCGGAACAUCCGUUCGACACAGCAAAUCUGCUGGAGGACGCUUCACGGGAUUUUGCCACCGAUUGCUUCUCGACGGACCAUCUGAGCGGUGGACACACGGCUGGCGGAGAUGAUUUCUACUGCUUCAUGGAGUGCUGAUGGUUCGGAUAACGCUGUAUAUACUAGGGGACAGUUCGUCUGUUUCUGUUAAAGUUCGGAACAUUUUAGAUGAAUCAAAAAUAAGUUCGGGCAAUAUUGUUAAUAAGUAAGAUUUUAGAGUUAUAUUUCGAACAAA
Molecule: messenger RNA, 2015 nt
Organism: Topomyia yanbarensis
Lineage: Eukaryota; Metazoa; Arthropoda; Insecta; Diptera; Culicidae
Product: zinc finger protein 628-like
Exons: 3
Coding region: 119-1879 (586 amino acids)
Biological process (GO): regulation of transcription by RNA polymerase II
Cellular component (GO): nucleus
Molecular function (GO): DNA-binding transcription factor activity; RNA polymerase II cis-regulatory region sequence-specific DNA binding; zinc ion binding
Source: RefSeq, a predicted model, not a curated record